This is a messenger RNA of Morchella importuna, 1149 nucleotides long. RefSeq lists its product as uncharacterized. The record is from RefSeq and is a predicted model, not a curated record. The transcript is spliced from 3 exons. The coding region runs from base 1 to 1149 and encodes 382 amino acids. Lineage: Eukaryota; Fungi; Ascomycota; Pezizomycetes; Pezizales; Morchellaceae.
AUGCCAUCCUCAACUUCCGGAUCCCAGAUAGCCAACUUCCUGAAUCCUGACAGAUGCCUCUGGUUUGCAAUUGGCAUCCUUGCUUCCUGUGUAGCCUAUACAGCACAGUGCCAAUUCCAGACUCUCAAAGCCCGUCGCACUCGUGCUGCAGCUAGGAAAGCUCCACGGGAUGAGACUGUAUAUGUGGCGAGCGGCAACACUUUGGUCGCCCUGAAAUCCACCAUGUACUCACCAGAAGCCAGGCGAAUAUUAAGCCGCCGCCUGGGCACCGCUGUCAGCGUCGAGGUAUUGACAGUGUUUGCGCGAAGCUCUGAUCCUGUCAUUCGAGACCUGGUAGCAGUCAUUGUCCGCCAGAGAGUAGCCAGCCGCUCCUACAUGUUCUACCUCGCCCGGUGCAUCGAAUCCCGGCGCGGACACGACCGAGUCACGUCCCUUCUGGAACUACGAUUCAUAAUCACCCCGCGCGUCCCACCUCUCGAUCCCAGCUGCGAUUUCGCCCGCUUCGACCCCCACUGGUCACCCCUCAUCCUCGACACGCUGCGCGACAAAUACGUCCUAGAGGCCGUCAUCAAGUCCCUCGUGGGCGUUCUCCUCAGCAUCUUCUACGAGGGCCACGACUACCCCAGCACAGCCAGACAGACGCUCUUCCUCCUCUCCGUGCUGAUGCAGUACUACAAGCACGCCACCGAGCUCGCCGUCUACCACGGCCUCGUCGAGUGGAUGCGGCUGCUCCGGCGGAGGUGCGCCGUGCAGGAGGGGCUGAUGUUGUGGCUGGGGCCGUGUAGGAGGGAGUUUGCGCCGCGCGGGGAGCUGGCGGUGUGUAUGCGGCAUCGAGCGGGGUUUAGUGCCCUGAUGGUGGGGGAUGGGCCGUUUCGUGGGGCGACCUCGCUUGAUGCGGGGUUGACGAGGUGUGUUGUGAUGGUUAUGAGGAUGCAGGGGGGGAUGGAGUUGUUGGUCAAGGCGGCGUUGUGGGGGGGCGGUGUGCUGCCGCGUGAUCUCUCUGAGUUGGACUCUGAGAAUGAGGAUGGGGAGGAUGGGGAGGAUGGGGAGGAUGGGGAGGAUAGGGAGUAUGGGGAGGAGGAUGAGGAGUAUGUGGAGUACGAGUGGGAUGAGGAAGAUGAGCUGGAAGAUGACGAAGAUGAGGAGUAG